Molecule: messenger RNA, 348 nt
Organism: Colletotrichum spaethianum
Lineage: Eukaryota; Fungi; Ascomycota; Sordariomycetes; Glomerellales; Glomerellaceae
Exons: 2
Coding region: 1-348 (115 amino acids)
Source: RefSeq, a predicted model, not a curated record
AUGGUCAACAGCCAAGGGGCCAUCCAGAAUGGUCCGCCCAACGGCGGCUACAUGCAGCCGCCAACUGCGGAUCAGCGUCCCAUGGCGCGGCCGUUCACGCUGCCCGAGGCGUUGCCUUACUCUCCCCAGACCUCCGUCAUUCCGUUUACUUCAGAUCUCAUACCCGACCCGACACUCGGCUCCGGCUCGCUUGCUUCGAGCAUAUCGCAUAUGUUCAAUAGUCAGGAAUAUGACAGCCUCAACAAGGAAGCCACCGGGCAAAAUCAGAAUCACGGGCUGAAGCACUUGAAGUAUGCCGUUGAUCAUGUGCUUCAUGAUCUGAAGCCUAACCAGCGGACGUAUUUGUAA